CCGCCGUAUAGUCAAGAAGGCUAUGCUUAUCCUUAUGCUCCUCCACAGCCUUCACAAAGUCAUGCUAGUGAUAGGAAGAAAUUUGAUCGGAGGUAUUCUAAAAUAUCGGAUAAUUACGCGUCUUUAGAUCAGGUGUCGGAGGCUCUAGGGCGUGCAGGUCUUGAAUCUUCUAAUCUAAUCGUAGGUAUCGAUUUCACCAAGAGCAAUGAAUGGACAGGUUGGUUACAGUUUUCUCUUCUUCCUGUUUUGAGUGCAUGGCCAAUAGGAAGACAGGCUAAUCGGGUGAGUGCAGGUGCCAAGUCCUUCAAUAGGAAAAGCUUGCAUCACAUAAGCAAUACUCCCAAUCCUUACGAGCAAGCAAUAACUAUCAUAGGAAAAACCUUAGCCGCCUUUGACGAGGACAACAUCAUUCCUUGUUAUGGUUUUGGAGACGCAUCAACUCAUGAUCAAGACGUGUUUAGUUUCUAUCCAGAGGGUAGAUUCUGUAAUGGAUUUGAGCAAGUAUUGGCUCGGUAUCGAGAAAUUGUACCUCAGCUUAAGCUCGCAGGACCAACCUCUUUUGCCCCCAUCAUUGAAAUGGCGAUGACAGUGGUUGAGCAGAGUAGCGGCCAAUAUCAUGUGUUAGUGAUUAUAGCCGAUGGACAGGUUACAAGAAGUGUGGAUACUGAACAUGGGCACUUAAGUCCGCAGGAACAGAAGACUGUCGAUGCAAUUGUGAAAGCAAGUGCACUUCCAUUGUCAAUAGUCUUAGUCGGGGUCGGGGACGGACCAUGGGACAUGAUGCAGGAAUUUGAUGAUAACAUACCUGCUCGAGCUUUUGAUAACUUCCAAUUUGUGAACUUCACGGAGAUCAUGUCAAAGAACAAAGAGCCGUCUCGAAAAGAGACAGAGUUCGCACUCUCUGCUCUCAUGGAGAUUCCUCCACAGUAUAAAGCGACGAUAGAGCUUAACCUAUUAGGGCGAAGAAAUGGGACUAUCCCAGAGAGAAUCCCACUUCCCCCUCCGGUGCAGACCGGAUCAACGUACCCUUCCCGAAUUCCGAGCUUUGAACCGAGUGUACCUACUUAUCCGGCUGUGAGCAAGAAUAUGGCCGACGAUAACCAGCUAUGCCCGAUAUGUCUGAGCAAUCCCAAGAACAUGGCGUUUGGUUGCGGCCAUCAGACAUGUUGUGAAUGCGGACCAGAUCUUAAGGUGUGUCCCAUUUGUCGUGCACCCAUCCAGACCAGAAUCAAGCUCUACUAA
Thlaspi arvense is the source of this 1242-nucleotide messenger RNA. Lineage: Eukaryota; Viridiplantae; Streptophyta; Magnoliopsida; Brassicales; Brassicaceae. The record is from the annotation of a GenBank genome assembly.